UUAUCAGUGAUUGGAAUCGUAGUCUCAUUUAAAGAUUUUAUCUACAUAUGUACUUAGAUUAUCAAGUAUUUUACAAUAUUAUAUUUUUUUAUAUAAUUGGAUAUACCUAUGCACGUAUACAAACGAUUUAUGCAUAUGGUAAUAAGUUAUUUUAUUCAAAUGGAACACAAUUUUUUAUCAAAGGAAUUGCUUAUCAGUCGCCAUUAGAAGCAGGAGAUCCUGAGCAUUAUAGAGAUCCAUUAGCAGAGCCAAAUGCAUGUGAACGAGAUCUACGAUAUUUUCUGGAUCUUGGGAUAAAUACAAUUAGAGUUUAUACAGUGAAUCCAAAGAAUAAUCAUGAAUAUUGCAUGAGACUUUUUGAAAAGAACGGGAUCUAUGUUCUUUUAGAUCUUUCAGAGCCAAGAAAUUCUAUUAUUAGUACAGAUCCAUCAUGGAAUGUAAAACUUUUUUGGAGAUAUAGUCAAGUGAUUGAUGCGAUGCACAAAUAUCCUAAUUUGCUGGGUUUUUUUGCAGGAAAUGAAGUUAUUCUUGAUACAGAAAAUACAUAUUCAGCAGCAUAUGUUAAAGCAGCUAUACGAGAUGUAAAAUCUUAUAUAAAAAGCAAAGGAUACCGAAAAAUUUUAGUAGGAUAUGCAGCAAAUGAUCAUGAACAUACGCGUAUUCCAUCAGCCAAUUAUUUUGCAUGCGGGGAUUCUGAAUCAGCAGCCGAUUUUUUUGGGAUCAAUAUUUACGAAUGGUGUGAACCUACAUCAUAUGAAACGUCUGGAUAUAGUGAUAGAGUCAAUGAUUUUCGUCAUUAUAAUAUUCCAAUAUUUUUUUCUGAGUAUGGUUGCAAUAUUGUAAAUGGAAAAAUAGGUGUUCGUACUUUCAAUCAAGUUCCACAUAUUUAUUCAGAAAAAAUGACACAAGUGUUUUCCGGGGGAAUUGUUUAUGAAUGGUUUCAGAAUGUAAAUAACUAUGGAUUAGUUAAUUUAAUGUCAGAUAAUACCGUUUCCCCACGCCAAGAUUACAUAAAUCUUAGAGAACAAAUUCGUCAUAUUAAUCCUAGACCUAUUCAACGUUCAAGAUAUACACCAAAAAAUGGUCCUCCAGAAUGUCCAGUUAUUGGUCAAUAUUGGUCUUCAUCAACAAAACUUCCUCCUAUACCUAAUUCAGAACUUUGUACAUGUGCAUCUAGAGCAUCUUCAUGUAUUGCUGUAAACGACAUCACAGAUACAGAAAUUGCAGAAAUUUUCUCAUAUAUUUGUGGAGAAAUUAAUUGUAAAGGUGUAUCAAAAGACAGCAAAGCAGGAGUUUAUGGUGCAUAUUCUGUUUGCGAGCCUAUAGAUCAACUCAAUAUUAUUCUUAAUUUAUAUUAUAAUAAACAUAAGCAAGAAAGUGCAUGUAACUUUAAAGGACUUGCGUAUGUAGUGACUUCUGAAUCUAGUAAAACAUGUUCUUCAUUAUUACGAAUUGUAGGAAUGGAUGGCUCUGGUAGUAUUACGGGCCCUCCUGUUGUAGCAGGUUUUGGUGAAGAAAGAGGUCCAAGAGAUCGUAAAGACAGUUCAGGAAAAACUAUAUAUCCAAAUUGGAAAUUAAUAUUUGAAAUUAUUACUUAUUUUUUUGGAAUCACUAUUUUUAUUGCAUAACAUUCGAUACAUAUAUAUUAUUCAAUAUUUUGGAUAUUUUGCAUUCAAAUAUUGACAAAUACUAAUCAAUUGCAGCAUUUUAAAAUGUUUUUAAAUAUUUUUAUGCAACAUAUUAUUUCUUAUAUUUAAUACAAUUACUAAACAAAGCUAAGUUUCAUAUUUUUUCAAACUAUAAAAUCAA
Molecule: messenger RNA, 1809 nt
Organism: Pneumocystis murina B123
Lineage: Eukaryota; Fungi; Ascomycota; Pneumocystomycetes; Pneumocystales; Pneumocystaceae
Exons: 2
Coding region: 48-1628 (526 amino acids)
Biological process (GO): fungal-type cell wall (1->3)-beta-D-glucan biosynthetic process
Cellular component (GO): cytoplasm; fungal-type cell wall
Molecular function (GO): 1,3-beta-glucanosyltransferase activity
Source: RefSeq, a predicted model, not a curated record